Molecule: messenger RNA, 3059 nt
Organism: Phragmites australis (common reed)
Lineage: Eukaryota; Viridiplantae; Streptophyta; Magnoliopsida; Poales; Poaceae
Product: peroxisomal ATPase PEX6-like
Exons: 16
Coding region: 173-2689 (838 amino acids)
Cellular component (GO): mitochondrial outer membrane
Molecular function (GO): ATP binding; ATP hydrolysis activity
Source: RefSeq, a predicted model, not a curated record
CUCUCCCGCCCCUAUAUAAACCACCCAACCCGCUCCGCCAUUGCCCAUUCCCCCUCACUUGGCAUUUCGCCGCUCUCCUCCUCUACACUCUCCGCCUGCUUCGAGUUCGAGACCGCGCGUGCGAGCGAGCGGGCUAGGGUUUUGCGAGGCGGACCUGAUCGAUCGAGCGGCCAUGGAGCAGAGGAACCUGAUCGUGUCGGCCCUGAGCGUCGGCGUCGGCGUGGGGCUGGGGCUCGCGUCGGCGAGGUGGGCUGCCCCCGCACACGGCGAGGGAAGCGGUGGCGUUGGAUCAGGUGCCGGGGUCGCGGAGGUGGAGGCGGAGCUGCGGCGGCUGGUGCUGGACGGCCGCGAGAGCGACGUCACCUUCGACGAGUUCCAUUACUACCUCAGCGAGCAGACGAAGGAAGUGCUCAUCAGCGCAGCUUUCGUGCACCUGAAGAAAGCGGAGCUGUCCAAGCACAUCCGGAACCUCUCCGCUGCAAGUCGCGCUAUACUGCUCUCUGGCCCCACAGAGCCAUAUCUGCAGUCCCUAGCGGGAGCUCUGUCCCACUACUUCAAAGCGCGGUUGUUAAUUCUGGACAUCACCGACUUCUCGCUUCGGAUCCAAAGCAAAUAUGGGGGCUCCAGCAAAGCCAUGGUUCAUAAUCAGUCCAAAGCUGAGACCACUUUUGGGAGGGUGUCUGAUCUCUUUGGUUCUUUUAUGACAUUUCCUAAGAAAGAUGAGCCAAGAGAAUCAUUGCAUCGGCAGACAAGCAAUGCAGAUUUGAGGACUAGAGGUUCUGAUGGUUCUAGCAGCACACCUUCACUUCGAAAAAAUACUUCUGUAUCAUCUGACAUGAGUGAUCUUGCCUCACAAUGCUCUGGACAUCCAGUAAGGCGAACCGUUAGCUGGUGCUUCGAUGAGAAAGUUCUGAUACAGUCACUCUAUAAGGUCAUGGUUUCUGUAGCUGAAAACGAUCCAAUUAUUCUUUACAUAAGAGAUGUCGACCAUUUCCUUUGGAGAUCGCAAAGGACUUACUCUAUGUUCCAGAAAAUGUUGGGCAAAUUAUCUGGUCAAGUGUUGAUACUUGGUUCUCGACUACUCAAUUCUGAUGGUGAUAUUGGGGAUGCCGAUGAGAGAAUUAAUACCUUGUUUCCUUAUCAUGUUGAUAUUAAACCUCCUGAGGAGGAGACCCAUCUUGAUUGUUGGAAAAGCCAAAUCGAAGAGGACACAAAGAAAAUCCAAAUUAAAGAUAAUAGAAACCAUAUCAUAGAGGUACUCUCAGCAAAUGACUUAGACUGUGAUGACUUGAGCUCAAUCUGCGCAGCAGAUACUAUGGUUCUCAGCAAUUACAUAGAGGAAAUCGUUGUCUCAGCAGUCUCUUACCACUUGAUUCACAACAAGGAUCCUGAAUACAAAAAUGGGAAGCUCAUUCUAUCUUCUAAAAGUUUGUCCCAUGGGUUAAGCAUUUUCCAAGAUGGCCAUGGUGGGAAAGACACUCUGAAAUUGGAAGCAAGUGAUGAAACAAAGGGUGAUAUGAAAGGUGCCACUGGAUCUAAGAAGUCAACCACAUCUCCAGUUAAAGAUGGAGAUGGUUCAUCGCCACCACCAAAACCUGAAAUUCCAGACAACGAGUUCGAGAAGCGCAUCAGGCCAGAGGUCAUACCAGCGAGUGAAAUAGGAGUGACAUUUGAUGACAUUGGAGCCUUGGCUGAUAUCAAAGAGUCGCUUCAGGAGCUGGUUAUGCUUCCUCUUCGGCGGCCCGAUCUUUUCAAAGGAGGACUUCUGAAGCCCUGUCGAGGAAUUUUGCUGUUUGGGCCACCUGGAACCGGGAAGACAAUGCUAGCAAAGGCUAUAGCAAAUGAUGCCGGUGCCAGCUUCAUCAAUGUAUCAAUAUCCACCAUAACAUCGAAAUGGUUUGGGGAGGAUGAGAAAAAUGUCCGGGCACUGUUUAGUUUGGCUGCCAAGGUAGCUCCUACAAUUAUUUUUGUGGAUGAGGUAGACAGUAUGUUGGGGCAGCGUUCCCGGUGUGGUGAACAUGAGGCGAUGCGGAAGAUCAAAAACGAGUUCAUGAGUCACUGGGAUGGUCUCUUGUCAAAGUCAGGUGAAAGGAUUCUUGUUCUUGCGGCAACAAAUAGACCGUUUGACCUUGACGAAGCCAUCAUCAGGAGAUUCGAGCGCAGAAUCAUGGUUGGGCUUCCAACUCAAGAGAGCAGAGAGCUGAUUUUGAGGACGGUGUUGUCAAAAGAGAAAGUUGAUGAAAAUAUUGAUUUCAAGGAGCUUGCAACCAUGACCGAAGGAUACAGUGGCAGUGAUCUUAAGAAUCUUUGCGUCACAGCUGCUUACCGCCCUGUUAGGGAGCUCCUGAAGAAAGAACGAGAAAAGGAACUGGAAAGAAGGGAAAAGGAGGUAAAAGAGAAGGCGGCUACGGCAGAGAAUUCAGAAACUCCGAAGAGCAAGGAAGAUGCAGAAAACAAAGAAGAGAAUUCAGAAAACAAGGCGGAUAGCUCAGAGGCAAAGGCUGAAGGUGCCAAGGAAGCGACCGUUGACCUUAGGCCACUGACGAUGGAAGACUUGAGGCAGGCAAAAAAUCAAGUUGCUGCGAGCUUCGCCACCGAGGGUGCUGUGAUGAACGAGCUGAAACAAUGGAAUGAACUCUACGGCGAAGGGGGCUCCAGGAAGAAACAGCAGCUGACAUACUUCUUAUAAUAAAAUGCAUCCUUGAUCAUUUGGUGAUAUUUGCCCAAAAAAACGCCUGGAUUUGAGGAGAGGAUCUUCGAGGAACAGAGCAGGAAUUGGGUCGUGGCAAAUGAAUCUCAGUUUGAGUUCACUCGGUAGCUUGAGUUUCCGUGAGAACGAUGGUUCCAUGAGUUCAAUAGUUCAGUAUAAACAGGUCAUCAUGUACAAUUCUUUUACAUACAUUUGUAUAUGUACAAUUCUAGAUUGCAAUUUCCUUCGUUUGUUAGUUUGCAUAUGUACAUUUGGAUUCAACAGUUUCUUGUAUUAGACGGUGUCAUUCCAGCUUCUCAUCGGCUGCUAUAAUGUAGUAAAGCACAGCGAGUACAAUUCCAUAUGUUCA